This is a messenger RNA of Prorocentrum cordatum, 402 nucleotides long. The record is from the annotation of a GenBank genome assembly. Lineage: Eukaryota; Dinophyceae; Prorocentrales; Prorocentraceae.
AUGGCGACACCGGCGCCUCGGCCGCGGCGGCCCAACCGCUCCGCCGCCGAGCGCGGCGCCCAGUACCGCCGCGCGGACGGGCGGGCGACGGAGCACCUGGUGGCGGCGUUCGCCGCCAUCGACGCCCGCCGCGGCCAGCGCUUCAGCGGCCUGGCCCAGGCGCUUCGCAUGGCGCUGCAGGGCGCCCACCCCGCGGCAGGAGGCCUCCAGGACGCCGUGGACGACCUCGGCGCCGCGCUCGCGGACCGGCGGUCGCGGGUGGUUUACCUCGAGGCCACGCUGGCGCCGCCUUGCCCCGCGGAGGCGGGCGUGGACGUCGCCGCCCUCGACACCACGAUCGAGGAGCUCGGCGCCUCGGCUGCUGCAGACCCGCGCGGCGGCGGCGGCGGUGAUGAUUCGGGC